This is a messenger RNA of Xyrichtys novacula (pearly razorfish), 17384 nucleotides long. NCBI's taxonomy places the organism in Eukaryota, Metazoa, Chordata, Actinopteri, Labriformes, Labridae. The record is from the annotation of a GenBank genome assembly.
UCUCCUCUCCUGCCUCCUUACUUUUCUCCCUCGCUCACUUUUUUUCUUGUCCUUUGUGUCCUUCCUAUCCUUUCCUUUUCUUUCUUAUGUUUCCUCGUCUCCUUCCUCUGCCCCUCUCCCUCACCCUCAUCAUCUUUCACCCUCCUCUCUCUCUCUCUCUCUCUCUCUCUCUCCCCCCUCUCUACUGUCUCUCCCCCCUCCUCCGCCCCCAGCACAGUGGGCGGGUCUCCUUUCUCUCUCGGAUGUGGAUCAGAUGAUUGGGGCUGCAGCGGACUGAUCUGCAGUCAGACAUGGAGUGAGUACACUUUGAUUUCUUUUCUCUCCAUCAUUAACCUUCCUCUCCUUCUUCCCUUCCCUCCUUUCCUCUUCUUUCUUGCCUCUUUUCUUCUUCGUGUGUUUUUUCUCUGUAAGUUUAUCACGGAGGGUGUGACUUUAGUGUGAGCGCGCGGAGCCUCGUGUGUCGUCAUGGUGCGGCAUCAGUCCGUCAGAGCGCUGAGUCAGGACCAUCACCGGGAAACACGCGGGACACUGCGCCACGCACUGCGCCAAACAAAGCGCAAAGAAACGGCGUGAAGAGAGCGAGAAGGAGGUGAAAGAGGAGAUGAGGAGGUGACAGGGGGAGUCUGGGGGGUGUCCGCUGCGGCACGUGAAGGGUUAAAGUCAUUAAACAAGGCGGAGGGACACGCUGUCUCUGAGAUCUACUUUUCUGUGCGGAUGGAGCGAUCUGAUCCGAUCACUUAUUGAUUAGCAGAGAGGCCGAUUUUAUUCUUGAUUUUCAGGGUUAAAACGGGGGGGGGGGGGGGGGUGUUCUUUAUCAAUCACAUGUAAAGAUAAACACCUGAGGCACAACUUCCGGUCACACCCUUCAACUUAAAAGUUUCAAUCAGGUCCUGAAAACAUCAGAGUGAGCAUCAUUGUUCAAACAGCAAAGUCAUUACAAACCUGACAAUAAUCCAACAAUUACUGCUGUAGGGGUUUCUUUUUUAAUGUGUUUUUAUCUGGGGUUCAAAUGUGGACCUCCCUACAGAAUAAUUUAAAGAACAAACAAAUAUUAAAUAUUUCAGUUUAAAACAGUAAAACAACAAAAUAUGAAGCGGACGCUGACUUUGCUUUUGUUUGUUUUCUUAAAUGUGGUGGUAAUAUUGUUUACAGUGGACGGACCGUCUCAUGUUGUUGUUUAUUUCUGUUUUGAGUGAGGGACAGAAAAAAAAGGUUUGUCUUCCAGUCAUGGCCACGAGCGAAACGAACGAAAAUCUCAUGAUUAAUCGAUUUGGUUGCUCAAAAGAAACUUUUCUAUUUCAAAACCUCUGUCAUAAACUUCUUUUUUUUAAUUAUACAGUAUAAAUAAAUUGUUUUUUUCAGUUAAAAUAACAUUAAACUUAAGAGCCCCACUUCUGCGAUAAGAAAAGGUGGAGUUAGCUUUCUGUGUGAGUAUCGUCAGGGGUGUGGCCUCAGGGGUGUGGCCUCUGAUAGGUCAAGGACAGUUUAGUAUAUCAGAAAAAGUUCAGCUUUCACUCCAACAGAAACUUUUCAUCUUUUCCAAAAUAUUUUUAGGACUCUAAUUUUGGGGAAAACAAACAUAAAGCAAGAACAGAGCAGAAAUAAAUCGACUUAUGCUGCGUUCGAGUUACUUCGGAAGUGAAAUAUCGGCGCUGAAAAUGAUGUCACACCGAGUUCCCAACGGUUUAGUUAUUGAGUCGGAAAAAAGCAAAAUGGAAGGCCUGAAACAAGAUGGCUACAUCUAUGAAAGUUAUUUGAGUGCUUGUCUUAUAUUUGGACAAGGCAAGCAUUAAAAUAACUUUCGUAGAUGUAGCCAUCUUGUUUCCGCCUCCGAUUUUGCUUUUUUCCGACUCGGUGUGACGUCAUUUUCAGCUCCGAUAUUUCACUUCCGAGGAAACUCGAGUGCAGCAUUAUUCUCCGAUCAGCUGAUUAUUUGACUCGUCAGGUUUUAAAAACACCUGAUUUAGAAAUAAUCAAAAUGUUCUCAGUACUGAUGUGUCAUCGUCUCCUUGAGUUUUAUUUUGAAGUUUCUCAGUCACUUCCUGUCUCACUGGUUUCCAGCCCUCCCAGAGUGUGAAUGUGUGUGUUUGUGUGUGUGUGCGAGUGUGUAUAGCUCAGAUGGUCUGUCGGUGUGUCCGGUCUCCAUGGAGACGGGCUGCAGCUUUGUUCAGGAUCCUUUGAGUUCAACAGAAACAGAAAACUGUGCUGAGAUCAGCAGAGACCACCGCUCACCCCCAGACCACCACUUCAAUCUGUUCAACUACUGUAACUAGUUUAACCUGCUGCACCAGUUUAACAGCUUCACCAGAACAAGUUUAACCAGUUUGACCAGUUUAAACUGGUUUAACCAUCUUCAUAUUUUUUUAUGUUUAUUUGUGCAAAAAAGACCCAAACAGACAUUUACCUAAAAAUACAGAAAAUUAUCUUUGAGUGUUAUUCAGAGGGAUUCACCUGACGGAAAUUAAAGCUUCUGCAAAGUCCCGUCAAAAUAAAAGCACCUCUAACACUUCUUUAAAAAGUGCAACAAAAUGUUUUUCUAGUUUAUUUAGUUUAAAGAGUCAAAGUAUUUAAUCCAGACUUAGACAAGUUUAACUAGUUUAUCUUAUUUAUUUGCUAUACAUAUAAAUAAUUUUAAAGAUAUUUUGGAGUUUUAAUAAUUGUGAAUGAUUUUAAUGUUAAAAUUAUAAAAUGUAGUUGUAAACAAAUGUUGAUUUAAACGACACAAAUAAUGACAAAAAAGUUAAUUACAUUUAUAAAUUUAGAGAGUUUAGGUGAUAAACUCACUCUGUUAUUGUUGGUGUUUCAUUUAUGGGUGUACUUUAGAAGUGGGCGUGGCCACAGUGACAUCACUUAUUGGAUUGUUGAUUCUAGUUUAAUUUGUAGCUGCUGAAACAAAAUUAAUAUGGAUUAGUUCAACUGUGUGAACUAAACUUUAAUCCAGCUCACUUUUAGGAUAAACCUGCACAACACUGCUGCUACACAACACUGCUACACAACACUCCUGCACUAUGCUGCUGCUACACAACACUCCUGCACAACACUCCUGCACUACACUGCUGCUACACAACACUCCUGCACUACACUGCUGCUACACAACACUCCUGCACUAUGCUGCUGCUACACAACACUCCUGCACUACACUGCUGCUACACAACACUCCUGCACUAUGCUGCUACUACACUACGCUGUUGCUACAGAGCACUGCUGCUACACAAAGCUGCUGCUACACAACACUGCUUCAACACAACUGCUGCUACACAACACUCCUGCACUAUGCUGCUGCUACACUAUACCGCUGCUGCACUACACUGCUGCACAAUGCUGCUGUUUCACAACACUGCUGCUGAACUACGCUGCUGCUACAUAACACUGCUGCACUAUACUGCUGCUACACAACACUGCUGUUACAGAACACUGCUGCACAACGCUGCUGCUACACAAUCAAACCAAUCUAAACGACCUGUGGAGUCGCCUCACACUUCACAGAAGAAAAAACUCGGGGUUAAGUUCCACAGUCUGAAACAUGGCGGGUGUUUAUGUCCAGAAUCUGUUUGUAGUUAUAAUCAAUAAUUUGACUGUAGCUCCGCCCACACUCACACAGUCAGUAUGAGGGCGGAGCUAUUGCACACUGGACUCGAAGCUUUUUGGAGAGCCGCCCAUAUGUCCCUGUUACUUUCUGUCCUGCACACUCGACAAACUGCAAAUGAACCUGUUCGCUCAUGAUGGUGUGGUGGUUAAAAAAAAGGGGCGUGGCCUUUGGACAGUAGCUUUCCUGAUCUUUAGAUGGAGAAACAUGCAGUAACAGUCUGCCGCGCUGUCAUGCAGGUUCCCCGCGUCGAGUCUUGAUUAGAUCCUGUCGCCCGUCUGCAGGUUGACCCGGCUCUUAAAGGGAAUGAGAGCAGACACACUGAUUGGUUUAAUUCCUGUUAAACACACCUUUAAAUCGUCAAGGGACUUAUUCGAACCUCUUUGCGCCGUCUUCCUCACUUAGAGCUCAGUUUGUGCGCCACUUCACCAGCAACAUGAGGGCAGACACGCCCUGAUUCACUCUGCACCAUCACCCGCCUCCAGUUCCCUUUAGAGGUUCAACCAAAGUGCUUCAUCAUGAUGUUUUAUUAAGAUAUCGUUAACCAACACAUCUGUGUGUGUGUGUGUGUCUGUGUGUGUGUGUGUGUGUGUGUGUGUGUGUGUGUGUGUGUGUGUGUGUGUGUGUGUGUGUGUCUCAGGGUGGGCGAGGCUCUCUGUCAGCAGGAUCGACUGCAGCUCCUCGCAGUGAGUCUAAUUUACACACACAACAGUACACACGCUUUGAUACACACCUGCAUGAACACACACACACACACACACACACACACACACACACACACACACACACACACACACACACAGCUCUCAUUGCAUGCGCCGAUCUCUGACUGAAGCAGAUAUUUAAACCUCCAGACACCAGAGCUCUCAGACUAAUGCACUUAUUGAUCCACAAACACACAGAAACACACUCUCACACACACACUCUCACACUCUCUCUCUCACACACAGACCUGUUUCCUGUGUAUCCCUGUCAUGCAGUACCUGUAGUACUGUAAUAAUACUCUGUACAGACAGAAAGUUUACACGGUCAGUCUUUGUUACUCUAUAAUAUUUCAGUAUAAAUCUGGAUGAUCUGCUUCAUGGUUUUAAAUUUAAAAAAAGUAAAAACUGAAACAGACUUUGGCUGAAAUACUCAAAGUUAAAGGAUCAAAUGUUCUCGUAGACUGUUGUUGGUACAAACAUGUAAAACAGUGAAGCCAAAACUCAUCAGAGCUGCUGAACUGGAGUGUUUCAGUCUUCAGAGUCUGUCUUUUUCUGAGUCUGAGCUCCCUCAGGUGGGUCCAGUCCACAGCAGAACAGGUUCUUCUCUGGGUUUGAAUCAGACAUCAGGGUUACGGAGAGUUCAGUGACUCUUCCUCCUUUUGCUCUGAUAGUCUGAAAGCUGCAGCAAACUCACUAACCAACAGAGCUGCUGAUCACGGUGUUGACGAUCUGCAGAAGCUCAAACAAUCUUCUUUGGCAGAAUCAAACUGCAAAUGCAGAAAAAACACAACUUAAAUAAUGUCUGCUAAAGUCCAACACACAAACACAAACAGUGGGAACACAAAUGUUUCAGUAGAGCUGAGUCACUGUCCUCUGCAGGUCAGGAGCUCUUCUGCUGAAACGUCGUGUUUGCAGCUGUUGUCUGCUCGUCUGGGUGUUUUUUAUUGGUGUUAUUUGCUGCAUGUUUGCUGUUCAUGCAGCUCUUCUGACUUUUUGCUGCAUGUUUUUAAUGUUUCGUUUACUUUAGGCCUUUACAGUCCGUCAGAUUGUUCCUGUUUCAGAUAUAAAAUGAUGACAAAAUAAAACCGAACACUUGGACAUAAACCAGAAUGAAGUCAAAUGACAGAAACCCUGUUUGACGAACUUUUAUUGGAUUUUAUAGUCUGACUCAUGUCCCAUCGGCUUACAUGGAGGCCCAUACUGCAGCUCUAAAUGUUUUGGUUUCACUUUUGGGGAGCUGUCAUGUCAUCCUCUGUCUCUGGUUUGAAUAGAAAACAUAAACUGACAUGAUAUUCGGACAUGAGCUGAUCUAAGAGCAGCUGAGAUGUUUUCUGUUUGUCUAACUCCAUUUCCCAUCAUCCCUCAGGAGAAGAGGAAGAGACAGACAGAGAUCGAGAACAAGAAACGUCAACUGGAAGACGACAGGAGAGCUCUGCAGCACCUGAAGGUGACACACACACACACACACACACACACACACACACACACACACACACACACACACACACACACACAGAUCAGACUGAUAUAAUGUUCAACAUGAGGAACAUUAAGAACAUCAUGAAUAAGCACAAAGUGAACCUGGGGGCCCCCAGGGGCCGGUCUGCUUCUUCAGUCCAGCUAUUGUUCCCAGUCAGAGUUUUUUUCACAGCACAGUGAUUUUAACAGUGAGGCUAUUUUUACUGAGGCUGAUGCAGAGGAGUGACCCUGCAGACCGACAACAGCUGCACCGUAAACAUAUCUGAUCUAAAAUGGGCCGAGACUGAAGCAGACUCACAUACCCGUCUGAAUAACUCCGAGUCUUUAACAGCUGUUCUCUGAUCACAUGACACACACACACACACACACACACACACACACACACACACACACACACACACACCUAAAAGGUGACUGUCUGCCUGCACCUAUAGAGUUCAGGGUUAGUUUGUUAUUGUACUCACGAUUACCUGGACAGGUGAGUGCUGUGGAGGCUCAUGAUGAUACAAGUUUAAUGUUAUUAUACAUACUUAUACCACAUGAUAAAUCAAAUUAUAAAAAUAAAUAAAUGUAAAUAAUAAAUAAUAUAAUUUUAAAUAAAUAACAAAACUAAUAAAUUUGGACAGAAAAAUAUGAAAAUAAAAUAAAUAAAUGUAUGUUAGUCUGAUUUGUAAUGUUUAAGUUUUGAUGGUUUAUUGUCUCAGUUUUUGGCAAAAUUUUUAGAUUUUAUUUUGAUCAACUUCAAAAAAAAUUUUAUACCAGUGCUUUUAUUUUGUUGAAUCGGAUGAACCCGAUGACUCUGUUUCCUGUUUCAGUCUAAGGCUCUGAGGGAGCGCUGGCUGCUGGAUGGAGCGCCCUCCGCUGGACCUGAGCAGAAUGAAGUCAAGAUACAGCUGGAGCAGGACGAGACCAAGACCAGGACCCUGGAGGACACCAUCAACAGGUCUGAGAUAAUCUAGUCCGAAUAACCUGAUCCAGGAUACCAGGUUACAAUAAUCUGAUCCAAGAUAAUCAGGUUACAGUAAUCUGAUUCAACACAACCUGGUGCAAAAUAUUUUAUCCAACUAAUCCAGUCCUGAACAUCAAUUAUAUAAAUGUGACCUAAAAUGACAUUGGUCUACCUAACCUGAUGAAAAAUAAUCAGAUUUUAAAUAAUCUGGUUGAGAUAAUCUGAUCUCAUAAACUCUUAUUUAACAUAAUCUGAUCCUCACAGUCCAGUCCGGAUGUGAUCCAAAAUACUCUGGUCCAGAAAAUCAGAUUUGAACAAAAUAAUCAAAAUAAUCUGAUCCAAAGUAAUUGGGUGCAAAGUACCAGACUGAAAAAAUAUGAACUAAAUAAUCUAACCCCAUUUAAUCUGGUCCAAAAAUCAGAUCCCACCAACCUGAACCAAUCUGAUCUAAAUUAUUGUAGUCCUAACAAUCUGAUCAGAAUGAAUCUGGUCCAGAUAAUCUGAUCCUAAUGAACUGAUCAAAAUAAUGUGAUCAGAAUAUCUGGGGAAAAAGAUCUGAUCAGAAAAAUCUGAAUAUCAGGACCAAAACCCCCUGGAUUAACUAAUGUGAACCAACUAAUCUAAUCUGAACAAUCUAAUCUGAAUAAUUUCUCUCUUCCACAACCUUGGGCAGACAUCUGAACUGAGCUGAUCAGCUGAGUUUUGAUUAAACUUUUGUGUUCAGAUUAGGAUUUAUUAGAUUAUUUAAAUUGGAUUAAGUUUAAAAUUUCUUAUGUUUGUGUUCAAGGCUGGAGAAAGAGCUGGUCAACCUGGAGACUGAAGCUGUGUGUGAGACUAUAAUCCAAACAGCUGUGAGUACAAACACACACACACACAUUCACACAAGUGGAAGAUCUGGUUUAUGUUGGACUUUUAUUGUGAAGUUGAGCUUCCUGUCUCUCUCUCUCUCUCUCUCCGUCCGUCUGUCCUCAGGUGUCUCCACAAUCAGUUACAGGUAAAUUCCUUCUUCUCUGUCUCCGUCUGUGUCUCUGUCUGUGCCGUCUCUCUAUCUUAUUGUGUGUCUCUGAUCAGCUGUAGAGGUCAAAGGUCACAGCGACCACCUGCAGGACCUGCCCGUGAUGUCAGAAAAGGUCGUUCGAGGUGAGACUCAGCGUGAAUCUCCUGAGAUCUUCUUCUAAAACCUGAUUUUAGUGAAAUUGACUGAGCUCCAUGAGACUCACACAAACAUGGCCGACCUUGACGAGACUCUACUGGACUCAACAGACCUCAGAGAGUCAGAUUACAGAUCUCAGAUUACAGAUAUGACAUCCUUGUGACAGUAUUUGGACUAUUUGGUAAAGGAGAUCAAAUUAUAGUAACCAGAUUACAGUAAUCUGAUUACAGUAUUAAGGGUCCAAUAGUCUGAUUAAAGUCCUCAGAUUGCGGUUGUAGACAAGAGUUAUCAGAUUACGGUAUCUAGUCUGAUGAUUGUAAUAUAAUGAUUAAUCAGAUUACUUUAUUCAGAUUAUAUUAUGACUGUGAUAUUUAUUACUGUUAUUUCAUUACAGUCUUCAAAAUAAAGUUAUUCAGUUUACGCAUUAAAUAUUAGUAAUCUGAUUACUUAAGUCAGAUAAUAGUAAUUUAAAUAAGAUGUUGACAGUCAUCAGAUUAUCGUGUUCAGAUUAUAACAGUAGAUUAGAUGUAUUAGAUAACCAUGUUAAAAAUACUGUAAUCAGAUUAUAGUAACCAGAUUAUACUAAAAAGGCACUAAUCUGAUCACAGUAUUCAGACUAUAUGCAUACCUGUACAGUUAUCUGAUUACUGUAUUUACAUUAUAUGUAUUUGUUUAUAAUAAUCUGAUUACGGUAUACAGAUUGUAGUAACUGGACUGCCUGUAGUAGAAUACAGUAAUCUGAUUACAGUAUUCAGAUUAUAUGUAUUGGUUUAUAGUAAUCUGAUUACAGUAUUCAGAUUACAGGCCGCUCUUGAUGACCUCAGAGUUUCAGUCUGUCUGUCUCUGUGCCCGCCUCCUUUCUGUCCCAUGACCCCUUGCAGAGGUCAAAGUUCAUAAAAGUGCGGGGGUGAACAUACGGAAGGGGGCGACGGAGGAGAUGAAGAAAGGUGAGUCAGGAGGCGGAGUCAGUGUAUCCUGAUAGUGACGGGAUGAUGUCAUGCCUCCACCUGAUUGGCUGGUUUAGUUCGACAUAAUGAACGCUGUGUUAACGUAAACAUUAAAGCCUGUUGCCGUGGUGAUUUACCACACACUUUAAGGUCAUGUUAGCUUCCUGGACUAGCCUUUAGCUCCAGCAUCUUCUAGCCAAUCACAGGAGGUUAUUUCAGGUAACUGCAGUGACAGAAAGGUGUCACAUGACCAGCUGACAUGACACCUGACCCACAAUUGCUCACCUUUACCUGUUCAUCAGUCAGGUGGUUCAGGUGUCAGAGAGGUCAGAGGUCAAGCAUGCAGACAGGUGAGACGUAAAGGUGAAAUCAGCGCAGAGAGUAAACAUGGAAGUGUUUGUUUAUUAACACCUGUCUGUCUCUAACACCUGUCUGUCCACCUGUGUGUGUGUGUGUGUGUUCAUGUGAGCUUUCAUGUUUUAUGUGUGUGUGUGUGUCUGUGUGUGUGUGUGUGUGUGUGUGUGUAUCUUUCUGUUGACCCUGUGUACCCUCCUCCUCCUCCUCCUCCUCAGCCAUGUACUCGGUGGAGAUUAAAGUAGAGCGGGACAAAGUGACGGGGGAGACCCGGGUUCUGUCCACUAACACCACACUUCCUGUUGACCUCUCUCACCAAGGGGUCAAAGUUUACGAGGACGAGCGGAAAGGUGAUGUCAUCAAACAAAAAUAAACACCUGAGUUUAGCAGAGUUCACCUGCCGAGGAAACAAAGAUGUUUAUUUUAGAGCACUGACAGAGAUCGUGAUACCGGAUCAGGUCUGGGUCAGCUCAGGAAGUUCUGAUGGGCGCCAUGUACAGGGUUCCAGUGCAUCCUGGAAAACCUGGAAAGCAGUUGACCAGUUUUCCAGUCAUGGAAAAAAACAUAUUUCAUUUGGUUUAUUUAGAUCUCCAUUUGCUUCGGCUAAGGCCAUCGCUCUUCUUCAUGGAGUUUACAUUUACGGUUAUUUCUCCAUCUCAGUGCAAAGACACAAAAAAACAUCACGCCACAAACGCAAAGACAACGUCAGUAACCACAACAACUCACAACAGCCAACAAAACAAAAACAAAACAACAAAACUAGAACAAUACAAACAACAUACAAAUAUUAGGUCUGUGUAUUAUCCUUCCAUUUAAUUAUUCCAUUCAAUCUACUAAACAAAAAAUAAAAAAAAAACAAGUUAAUAGUUUGUUUAUUUGUUUUUCUGUAUAACGAAAAAAUAAAAAAUUAGUUUGUUUUUAUAUUUUCAGCUCAAAACUGAAUAUAUAAUAGAGAAGGAAACGAAAACACAAUAACAAAUCUUAGUCUGUGUUCACACUGCAGGUCAAUUCUGAUUUUUUGACCCUAUGUGACACAUAUCUGAUGUUUUCAUGUAAGUGUGAUAAUAUGUCCGGGUAGAUCAGUCCACAUCACCGUGGUUUUAUACAUUACCGUAUUUUUUCAUCUUGUUUGUUUUUACUUAAGAGGAAUUUACCGUCCGUAGCAUGUCUUGUUCUGUAACCGUGUUCAUCCGAACCGAAAGACUAACCAUCGUGACGAACCCUUGGUAAUUCCGUCACAGAUAGUCUUCUUAUUAAAGUUCUUAACGAUCAACCAGGAAAGACAGUUAUGCCUUUGACUAACAUUGGAUCUUUAUGGACAGCGAAGUAAAUAUCUCGCUGACUUGUUUUGAGCUGUUUGCAGUUUCUUUAUAAGUGAUGAAGCGGCACACGACCGAACCUGUGAACGAUAAUCGAGGUGUGAUAACAGCGGACUCUUAAUCACACUUCCUCUAACAUUUAUAGCUGAGCAGAUAAGGAAAUAAUCGUUCACUUUGUUAUACAAGCAUGAAAUUUGGUACAUAUACUCUUCAAACCCCACUCUUAUUCUUCUUCCAUGUUUAUAUAUUAUCGAGUUUAUAAAGAGACACUGAGGUUAACGUUACCGAUGUCAGGACUGCAUGGCUAAUGCUAAAGCUAAUGCUAAUGCUAAUGCUAAUGCUUAUACUACAACUUAUAUGACAAGUUUCAUCCUUCUGAAUUCAUGAUUCAUCUCUGCUGAAUUCAUGAUUACUUCAGGGCAAUGGCAGCCAUAUUGGACACCAUCUUGGUUUUCAUAUUUAAUGUUAUAACCCUCAUGAAAAUAACAGAUAAUGAAAAUGAUAUUUUCAUAUAACCAGAUGCACGUAACAACAAUCGGUGUUACAUAUUUCUCACUCUCCCAAUUCUGUUCAAGUAUCUAUAUGCUGUAUCUCGAGAACCGUAAUGGAUACAGAGAUGUACUAGGUACCAAAAUGUCCGCAAUACCCAACUUUAUAUUCAACUUUAAUAUAUGUAUGGGGCUUAAAAUCAAGUCAUUUUGAGUUAUAAAGGAAAAACCACAUUUUGGGCGGAUAUCUUGGAUUUUGGGGCCGCCAUCUUGGAAUUUUGCGUGGCCAAUGUUAUUUUUAAAAAGAGUGGGGUUUGAAGAGUAUAUGUACCAAAUUUCAUGCUUGUAUAACAAAGUGAACGAUUCGGGCUAUAUUAUGCAUUUGUCUGCUCCACUAUUACAGGUAAUAAAUCACGUCUCCUAAUCACCGACAGACUCCUGCCCAGUUUAUUUAUUACUUUCUUAAUAUUUUUCGCCCAUGUCCGUUUACUAUCAAAAUUAUUCCUUUAAGUUUGGUUUCGUGGACUUGUUCUACCGUCACAUCGUUCACAUACAGCUUCAAUUUUGGUUUGUUAACAUGUUUUUGUCCCAGACUCAAAGCUGUUUGUCUUCGAAGUAUUAAAAACUCAUUUAUUAUCAGUUCAAGUUAUUAUCCGUUUCACCACGACUCGAAGUUCCUGAUUUAAAAAACUGCAAAGUUCAUCUGUUAUGGUUUUAGCCGCAUCAUCUGCAUACAUUGAAAGUUUUGCGUCCUUUAGGGUCAGAGGUCAGUCAUUCGUCAAUAUUGAAUAUAGCAAAGGGGCCAAGACUGCUACCCUGCGGGACGCCACAGUCAUUUACUUUUGCAUCAAACAGACUUCCAUUAAAAAAAUGUCAUCAUCUCAUAGAAAGUGGAAAAAAAGGCGGGAAAAAGUGGCGCUAUCCUGGAUAGCUACAGUAAGAGCUACAGGACGCCACUUAGCAUCGUGGGUACGUAACUACCUCUGAUUGGCUGGAGGACUGAGACCCCGUAAUGAAGUCUCUGCAGACCCUCAGAGUCAGGUUACCCCCUGGUGUCAGUAGGAGGAUAAAAAUCUCAGCUCUGAUUGGUCCUCCCGCUGCGUCCGGACCUGGACUUAAAUUCUGACCCCGUCCAUGUCUGUCUUUUAGUGGUCCACGAGAUGAACGGUGAAGAUGGCGUCCAGCUGCUCAGCUCCUCCGAGGUCGAAGAGCUCAUCCACGAGGCCUCGAUGAUGUCACAGACUGUCGCCACGGUGACAUCCCUCCCCACAGAGGAGGUUCAGGAGGAGGCGGAGCCUGAAAACCUGCAGCCGGUUCCAGCGGAGAUCACCGGGCUGGAGACCAAACCGAGAGGCGAGCCGAGCGUGGGAGAGGCGAGCGCAGAGAACCCGGUUACCAUGGUGUUCAUGGGAUACCAGAACGUGGAGGACGAGGACGAGACCAAGAAGGUUCUGGGUCUACAGGGGACGGUGAAGGCGGAGCUUGUGCUCAUCGAAGACUACAACGGGAAGACGCCGCCGAGCGAAGGGAAGGAGGACGCCACCGUUCCCUCGACCACGGCUCCGACUCUUCCAGCCUCGGCCGCCUCCACGGCUCCGGCUUCCUCCACCAAAGCUCCAGAGACGACGAGGUCAGCGAGCAACGGGGAGACGGCGGGGGAGGCGGGUGAGGGAGGCGCGGUGCAGAUAAAGAAGGAGAAGCAGCCAUGUAAGUGCUGCAGCAUCAUGUGAUCCUGCAGGGGGCGCUGCCUUAACGUAUAGAAUGAUAAUCUAAAUAAGAAAAAAAAAGGACGGAGACUUUCCAGGACAAAACUACAGGAACUAAACUCCACCCACUGCCCUAAGCCCCGCCUCUAACAACAUGACAUCAUUUCCUGUUUUUCAUUCUGCUGUUUUAUAAAACCUUUCCUCUUUUUCUAUUUUAUUGAGGCCUUUUAACUUUUGUACACCUCCUGUUUCCAGUAGUAUAAGCAUUAGCAUUAGCAUUAGCUUUAGCAUUAGCCAUGCAGUCCUGACAUCGGUAACGUUAACCUCUGUGUCUCUUUAUAAACUCGAUAAUAUAUAAACAUGGAAGAAGAAUAACUGCAGAGUUGUUUGGAGUUUCUCGGCUGCAGAGUUUGAUUCUGUCUGUCGGAGAAACUUUCACUUUUGUUUUUGUUUUUUUUUUUUUAAAGGGAAAAUAAAAAAUGACCUGACGGUGCUCUACACAACCCAGCUUUUUGUUUUUUGUUUGCAGAUGCACGUCACAAACCUCCCUCCCUCCAUCACCACCACGCUCUCCCCUCCUCCCAUCACACUCCCCCUCCUCACCCCCGUCACGUUUCUCUGCUCUGUUUCAACAUGAGUCUCUGUAAAUGUCAAUAAUUCUCUGUACUGCGCUAACCUGAGCAGGUGUUCGAUUCUCAAAAACUGAUUCCGGUUUGAUUGGAAAACGGACAGAAAUGCAACAACUCGGCUAAAACCCACAGGAUCCGGAUCGGCUCCGUUAAAUUUCAAAAUAAAAUAAAGUGAAUACGUUAAACUGUUCUUGGUAAUAGGAGAGGUCAGGAUUGUGGGGUGUGGGUGUUUGUAAACAACGAUCGGCGGAUCUCAUUCAAUGUCUCAUGGGAAAACACGUGAGAUCUUGUUAGAUCUCGUCCAGUAAUAUCGCAAGAGUUUCUCCUCCGAUGGCGGCGGAUCGGAUCAGGUGGGCGCUGUUUGUUUGCGUAUUUGAUUCGCCUGCAGGUCCAGAGCGGAGUGGAGCCGUUCCGGAUCCUGUGGAAUUCCCCCAGUUAGUCAUUAAGGUAGAGUCUCACCUUUUUAUUCAAUCAAUUUGUUUGAUCUACCAUCAAGCUCCGCCCCCUGAGUUCCUGAGCUAACCUGAACAGGUGUUCAGUUCUCAAAACAGAUUUUGGUUUGAUUGGAGAACGGAUAGAAACCUCAUCAAACUCAACUUAACUUUAAUUAUAGAGCACUUUAAAUACAACUAAGGCUGACACAAAGGGCUGGACACAAUAACAUAAAAACAUAAAACAACGAUAAAAAAAAAAAAGGGUUUUAGAGCAGAUUGAACAUUACACCUGAAAGAAAGUACUGGCUCCGACCAACAGGUGGAGCUGUGCAAGUUAAAGCUCAUGUGACGAGUUUUCAUGAUAAACAGAAACAAAAAAGACCAAUUUGACAAAACCGUCGAUUUAUUUAUCCUAAUUUUUAAUCCCUGACCCGGGUGCGAGGGGGGAGGUGUGAGCCCAGCAGCUAAAAAAAACAUUUUACCAAAUAAACGAGUUUCAAUAAAUGAAACUUCAUCAAAAACCAACAGGAUCUCAUUUCUGAGUUUACCGUGUGUUGUGAUGAUCGUUGAAAGUCCGGACGCUGUUCCUCGGAUUCAGCAGGAAACGUCGGCAGUUCGCGCCACGACGGUCAAAAACCUUUUGCGCUUCCGGGUCAAACACCCGCCCACAACAGUGACAUGGCGACCUUCAUCCCUGAGCCUCCACAUAACAGCACAGCGACAACCAAUGGACACAAAGUGAACUGCUACUCAUAAUUUGUAUCACAGCAACAUUUGUCUCCUACAACACCAAUAAUCAUGUAGAGGACAUGAUACACAGAGACCACAGGGGGCGCCAAAACUGACUGCGUCCAAAAGUUACUUACAGUGGCUUUAAAUGUUGAUGCAUUUCAGGGAGUUUGAGUCAGAAGUACAAACAGAUGAAAUCCCCACAUUAGCAUGCCAGACCAGCAGGUGGCGAUAAUAAUAAAGCUCCAUAGAGGAACACUGUGCGCAUGUAGACCUUUAAAAAACAUCAAAACUGUGUUCUGGUUUCAGGUCUGAAGCUUUGCUAAGCCCGGUGUCGGUCCAGAUGAGGUUCUGUGUUAACUCAGACUCAGACCUGUAUGUGAACUUUACUUCCAUCCUGCUGUCAGAUCAAACAAACAUUUAAAAAGAAGUUUUAGACUUCAACUGUUCACCUUUCAGAGGUCACCUUUUCAUGUUUCCUAAGACGUGACAGCGGUGCCGUCCUGCCGUCUCCAUCGGGGUCUGACCCGAUCAGAAUAGUGAUUGAAAUCUGAUUAUUGGCCCAGGUCUGGAGCAAAACCUGUGAUGUAGUCCAGGCGGUCUCACAUUCUCCCUGUAACCAUGAGGUGAGUCCAGACUGACCCCGAUGGGCGUGUCUAAUACUCAUGUUUGAUCAGAGCGCUCGUCUGUUUCUCGCCAUCACUCCCUCCUCUGUGUUUAUUCUGCUCGUCUGCUCUCAGUCUGACGUCCUCACGCUCACCAGGUUUACACCGCUUCAUGUCUCAUUAACAGAUCUGAACUGAUCUGAUGAUCGCCCGUCACCAUGGUGACCACACAACAAAGAUGGCCGACUGAAAGAGGAGAGAAGGAUCAGCACUGAAGGUGUAUCCUCUCAGGAGCAGGACUGACCUGACUGAUGUGACCUCCUCAAGCAUGAUAAGCACGCCCACUCUGAUGUCAUCGAUGACACAGUCUCACCUGACAGGAAGUUCACUCUCCUCCUCCGUCCCCACGGUCUGCAGAUCUUCAUCAUCAUCAUCAUCAUCAUCCUCAUCCGUCCUCCUCAUGGUUUUCAUCGUCUCCACUCGGACUCAAACCCACAUUCAGGACGUGAUGAAAGCAGCAGGAUGGAACUAUCGCCUUCAAAAUAAAAGCCUGCUCUCCUCCUCUUCCUCAUCCUCUUAUCUCUGCAUGAAGUCGUCCAGUCCACCCCCCCAACAGCAGACAUGAUAAAAACUGAGACCCCAGACCACAGCUCUGUGAGCCCCCUGUAUGUAAACGUCACAUUUUCACCAAUAAAUCUGAGACCCUGAAAACAUCAGCAUCAUCCGUCUGAAGACAUUUAAUUAACUAUUUUGAUUAAUUAUCAUCAUGUUACGUGUUAUUUUGUGUCAAAUGUUAUUUAAAGGUGGUGUAGUCAGGAUCUGAGUAAGUUCUUGAAUGUAAACUCUACCCCUCCCAACCAGUUUUCCCCUCAGCUCCUCCUCUCCCUCUCUUAAGCCCCGCCCACAAACAGACGCUCCUGCUCGCUCGUAUCGUUCCAAUUAAAUUCAGAUAUAAUGCCGAUAAAUACUUCAGAUCAUUACAAAUGGGGCCCAGUCAAGGUGAAAGUCAAAAGCAUUGGUGCUACUGUAGAUGCCAACAGACUACCAGCAAACACAAUGUUUGCAGGACUUCUACAACGAGGAUAAAGUGACAUAGUCCAGGACCCGAGGGAGGACAGUUUAGCGAUGGAGCUACAACACGCUACAGCAGGUCCGUUUGACAAGAAACACUUCUGUUACAGACACUUGUCUUACUUUGUUAAAGCGGUUUACCUGUCCACAGAAAGGUUACAGGGUCACCAAGAUCCCCAAGCGUCCCCCAUCGUUUAUGUUGACCCGGCUUUUUAGCUCUUGUCCGUCUACCUCCGUUUUAAGCGCCCGUUAUUCCUCCAGAGUCUCCGGUAUUUACUUUGUUUUCUUGCUUGUGUCGGCAGUCGUGGCCAAAGGAGGAUUCGGACAAUUUUCCGAACUUUCUGGUUGGUUUCUACUGUCCGAUAUUGUAGCACGCUAACUUUGUUUGGGCUCCUGAACGACACGGGGGAGCAGCAUUUUCUUGUUGACUGUUUUCUUGUUGCCUGUUUUGGUGUGGACUGUUUUCUUGUUGAUUGUGGUUGACUGUUUUCUUGUUGACUGUUUUCUUUUUGACUGUUUUGGUGUUGACUGUUUAUGGUUGACGUUUUCUUGCUGACUGUUUUCUUGUUGACUGUUUUCUUGCUGACUGUUUUCUUGUUGACUGUUUUUUUGCUGACUGUUUUCUUGUUGACUGUUUAUGGUUGACUGUUUUCUUGUUGACUGUUUAUGGUUGACUGUUUUCUUGUUGACUGUUUUCUUGUUGACUGAUUAUAGUUGACAUUUUCUUGUUGACUGUUUUCUUGCUGACUGUUUUCUUGCUGACAGUUUUCUUGCUGACUGUUUAUGUUUGAGUGUUUUCUUGCUUGUGUCGGCAGUCGUGGCCAAAGGAGGAUUCAGACAAUUUUCCGAACUUUCUGGUUGGUUUCUACUGUCCGAUAUUGUAGCACGCUAACUUUGUUUGGGCUCCUGAACGACACGGGGGAGCAGCGUCUGCCUCACAACCAAUCAGGUUAGAGGAGGUGGAGAACGGCUUUGUUUACAGUCAGAAAGAGCGGACCGCUCAAAAAUGUUCAAAUGUUGACGACACAGACAUAAGAGAACACAGAGAUAUCGAUAUAUUACCAAAUGUCAUCAAUAACUAAUAACUAUUGACUGAUAUUAGAAGAUUUUUUGUAAAUACACAAAAUAAAAAGAUGCUUCUUUAACAGAUUCCUGACUACUCCACCUUUAACAGAGAAACUGCUGACAGGACCUGCACAUAAUCGAGGUUACAGUUUCCUGCAGAUGAGGG